UGUUAGGACGAGUGGCCAUAAUCGUUACAUUAGCGUGAGUCUAAUCACGUGAAAAAAAGGUGUAUGAAAAGUUGAAAACAUACCCCCCGCUGAGAAUAUCGUGAAAAUAUGCGAAGAAACAAUUCCUUGCUCUUCUAACACGUGAGAUGUACGACAAAAUUCUUCUAGUGACGGAAAAAUUGACGUCAAUUCGAAAAAAAAAUUAUCACGACUACGAGUGCGCGUAGCGUACAUACCACUCGUUUCCRUGGCGUKUGAGCACCGGAAUACCUCUCACGAAGCAUUAUAACAACACUCUUCUUUUUCUUCCAACCAUCUACAGUAAMGAUCUUAAUUGCAAUACCCACUCUAUUGACUACUCAUACAAAUCAUCGAACCUGAAAAACUUAAGUAGUUGAAGCAAUCAUAAUGGUGCCACGAGGUAAAGUUGGAAAUUCUCAGCAUUUCCCCACCAAUCUUCACAUCUUAUUGGAUGAAGCUGAGAAAGCAGGUCAUGCUSACAUUGUUUCCUGGUGUUCCCAAGGCCAAUCUUUCCGAAUUCACGAUUCAGAGGCUCUAGUUCCUCUUCUAGCUAAGUAUUUCCGCCAAACGAAGUUCAAGUCCUUUCUCCGUCAACUCCAGUCGUACGACUUCAAUCGAACGACUCGAGGAUGCGAUAAGGGAAUUGUGUCGCACCCGCUCUUCGUGAGAGGUAGACGAUCUUUGUGCUUUCAAAUGACAAGAAAGCGUGCGGUUACUUCUACUGUAUCUCAAUCUGGCCUUGGUUCCAGCUCGGAUUUGUUGUUUUCCCGAUCCGCUGUUCCCAGCAACGGUAUCGCACCCAUUCGAAAAGCCUUUUCAUCUUCAGCCAUCCGUAAUCAACGCAUGGAAUUGCAGAGGCUUGCGAAAUAUGCCGGGAUGUCGGAAAUGAAGAACGCUACCUUCGACCUUCAGGGGAAUUCAACGGUACUGAAGCAGCCGGUGAURUUUGAUCCCAAGCUUGCCUUGAACAGCCAUGUCCUCAAAAAGGCAACCUCAGAUCCUGAUAUUGCCAAACGUCCUUCGCACGCUCUCAACUACAAGACACAGCAAAAGAGAGGAUAUCCUGCGCCAACCAUUAUGAAGAAUCCUCAGCGAGGUAAUGUUUUGGAAUGUACUGGAAUCGAUCACUCGUUGAAAGCCAAUGUGUGCUUAAGUGACGUGCGAACCUCUCAAGAAGCCUGUCGCGAUUCGAUCAUCGAAUCAUCUUCCACGAUGUGUGGCAACCCACAGCAAGUUCCUUCGCAGCACGAAGCUUUCGCACACAGUCAUAGGGGCCAGAACUAUGGUGAAGGCUAUCGCGUUCAGUAUGUGCAAGAUCAAGUACCAUGUGGUGGUCAAGAUAAAGAGUGCCAAGGGCGACAAUCGAAUUCACUGCAAAGUAAAGUCCAGCCACAGACAACACAACGUCCAAAGAGUGACGAAUCACAAMACCAAGUGCAACAUCAAACAAUUCCCCAUGACCAAAGACAUGCACGACAAGGCCAUUACCAACAGGCGCAAGUACGRGCACAGAAUAUACAGCACCAGCAAAAUACUCAACCCCAAGCUGAAUUGGUGUACUCCCAAAACAACACGCUUAUUCAAAUCAAGGAGCUGAGGGAAAACAUGACAAAGCAGUUGGCGUGCGGUGAUCAAGGAGAUCAACAUCCGCCUCUAAAAGUCCAAAGUCAUGGUCAAAUUCACAACACUAAUGAGACCCAUCUAGCUCAACACGAAACGCUCUUCCAGCAACAGAUGGAACACUUGCGUGUACAACAUCAGCAUCAUCAACGUAUGCUUUCACAGCAUCAUCGUCAACAGCGACAGCAGCAACAGCAGCAGCAGCAGCAACAGCAACAGCAACAGCAACAGCAGCAGCAACAGCAACAGCAGCAGCAGCAGCAGCAACAACAACAACAGCAUCAUCAUCAUCAACAGCGGCAGCACCAUCAGCGGCAGGAUCAACAGCAACGGCUUCUGCUUACACUGCAACGCUAUGAGCCACAAGGAAAACAACAGACUCAAUUUGCACAGCCAUCUCUUUCGCUUCACCAGUCCACUCAAAUGUACCCCAAUUCAACGCAUUACGAGCCUGUUGCUCCCGUAGAGUCAUCAUCUAAUGAUGAUGUUCUAUUGGGUUCUGGUCCUCCCGUUACUCCAGAUUGCAGCUAUCAUCAAAGCCCAAAAUCUACUGCUUUGUAUAUUCAUUCUGCUCCACCAAGUGAUUUCAACUUAUCUUUCUCCACAACCGAAUUCCAAGUUGACUAUGGAGUGAAGGGCGACGACAGCAAGUUUUCUACUUUGAAGGCUCCCACUCCGAUUGAAGGGGAUGGAACUUGUGUUACUACCAGUGCGCCGUCAUUCUCUGCAGCUAUUGCCACGAAUGCUUAUCAAACUGGUGAACUGACUUCCUCGGACGUCCUCGCCACUGGUGGCUACAGUGCAAUGCUUCAUCUUACUACAGCGAAGUCGUUGGAGCCGUCUCAGAAAAAACAUACUGUCGCACCCACAUCUUUCUCGCAUAGUAAUAAUCAGCGACAACAACAGUAUCAUGAACAAGAAUAUAAGCUUCACCAGCAGCAACAAUAUCAACCACCCGAGCAACAGCAGCAGUAUUAUCAGCAGGAGCAACAGCAGCAGCACUGCGAAAAGGAUGAUUUUGGUGUACUGCCUCUCACCACUUUGAGCAGGAUCGAAUCUGGCACUGUAGAUUCUCAUCUGCGGAAAGGCGAGGGAAUGGAGGAAUGGGAUCUAGAUUUAUUGUUGUGAAUGUGACGAAUGCAGCAAAUGAACUUCGAGAUAUCAAUUUUUUUUCUUCAAUUUCUCUCAAUGAAGUUACAUUUGUUGAAGGUCAUCCAGGGGGGUCUUCAUUUUGUAUAUAAUUGUAUUAUCAUUUAAUGCACAAUCGAAUAAAGCAAUAGAAAGUUGUUAUGCAU
Messenger RNA from Pseudo-nitzschia multistriata, 2936 nucleotides. The record is from the annotation of a GenBank genome assembly. NCBI's taxonomy places the organism in Eukaryota, Bacillariophyta, Bacillariophyceae, Bacillariales, Bacillariaceae.